AGGCCCUUAGUACCUAGUGGCUUUGUCGGUUUGUCAUUAUUAAAUGUAACUUUUUGUUUUGUUUUUGUUUUGUUUUAUAUAGAAACCCAAAAUCUUCACUUUUACCAUCAUUAACAAGUAACAACCAUAGCCCUCAGACUUAAACACCUCUUCUUUUGUCGUAAUUUUUCAAUCCAGAGUCGUAUCCCACUCAGUAAAAGACAUGGAACAUUCCGGCGCCACCAAAGAAACGGAAACGACAAAAACGACAACGUACGACGUUAUAGUGAUCGGUGGCGGCGUCAUGGGGAGCUCAACGGCGUACCAAACGGCCAAGCGUGGCUCAAAGACUCUCCUCCUCGAGCAGUUCGACUUCCUCCACCACCGUGGCUCCUCCCACGGCGAGUCACGUAACACACGCGCCGCCUACCCGGAGGAUUACUACACCCCCUUGGUCCUCGAGUCCAACGCGCUCUGGCGACGCGCCGAGGCCGAAAUCGGAUACAAGGUAUAUUUCAAGGCCCACGGUCACCUCGACAUGGGCCCGUCGGAGUCCGAAAUUCUCCGGGCCGUGAUCUCAACUUGCCGGAAACAUUCUCUUUCUCACCGCUUGAUGGACGGGCCGGAGGUUCUCCGGGAGUUCUCAGGCCGGAUCCAGCUGCCGGAGAACUGGGCCGCGGUUUACACCGAGCACGGCGGGGCUAUUAAGCCAACGAAGGCGGUUUCCAUGUUUCAGACUCUCGCUUUGAAGAACGGCGCCGUUUUGAGGGAUAAUACGGAGGCGAAGGAGAUUAAGAGAGGGGAAAACGGCGGUGUUUUGGUGGUUGCGGCUUCUGGGGAGGUUUUUAGUGGGAGGAAGUGUGUGGUGACGGCUGGCGCGUGGACGAAGAAGUUGGUCAAGACCGUUAGCGGGGUUGAAAUUCCAAUUCAGCCCCUGGAGACCGCAAUUCACUAUUGGAGGAUUAGUGAGGGGCAUAAAGGGCACUACGAGCUUAACGGCGAGGCAGGAUUCCCAACAUUCGAUGACUAUGGCGAUCCGUUGAUAUACGGAACGCCGUCGUUUGAAUUCCCCGGGUUGAUAAAGGUCACCGUGCACGGCGGUCAAGGGUGUGACCCGGAUGCACGGACGUGGGGCCCCGUGUCAAUGUUGGAGCUGAGGGAGUGGAUAGAGACAAGAUUUGCGGGCCGGGUUGACCCGACCGGGCCGGUGAAUACCAUAUUAUGCAUGUACUCAAUGACGCCGGAUGAAGAUUUCGUGUUGGAUUUCUUGGGAGGGGAGUUUGGGAAGGACUUAGUGGUCGGGGGCGGUUUUUCAGGCCACGGGUUCAAGAUGGCCCCGGCCGUGGGGCGGGUCUUGGCAGACUUGGCUUUGAAUGGGGUGACAGAAGGUGCAGAAUUAGACAAGUUUCGGGUAAGGAGGUUUGAAGGGAAUCCAAGAGGUAAUUUUAAGGGAUUUUGAAUUUUGAGGACCAUGCCAACUAUAUAGGAGGCUUAAUAAUGAUCUUAGCGAUCACUAUUAAGAAUCAUGAAUUACGAUAAAAAAUAAUUUGGGCGAGUGAUGUGAGUGUGAGAGAUGGAUAUGUCCUGUAAAUUUGCCUCUCUAUGUUUAAGUGAUUUUCUUUCCUAAUAAUGAAAAUAUGGAUACAUGUAAUUUGAGGAUAUUUCAUGCUUUUUUUUAGCAACUAUUUGUUUCGAUUAGGGGUGAUAAUUCAUGUCACGUGUUGUGUUUU
Messenger RNA from Morus notabilis, 1709 nucleotides. RefSeq names its product probable sarcosine oxidase. Lineage: Eukaryota; Viridiplantae; Streptophyta; Magnoliopsida; Rosales; Moraceae. The transcript has a single exon. Bases 203 to 1438 code for a protein of 411 amino acids. Gene Ontology annotation, molecular function: sarcosine oxidase activity; flavin adenine dinucleotide binding. The record is from RefSeq and is a predicted model, not a curated record.